GGUGUUGCAAGCCAGGUUAGUGGGGUGCUGGCAACUCAGUCAUUGCUUUAUGCUGUUGGAUUGGGAAAAGGUGCAAUUCCCACUGCUGCUGCCAUUAAUUGGGUUCUCAAGGAUGGAAUUGGGUACCUCAGUAAGAUUAUGCUGUCCAAUUUCGGCCGCCAUUUCGAUGUUAACCCCAAAGGCUGGAGGUUGUUUGCUGAUCUGCUUGAGAAUGCUGCAUUUGGUUUGGAGAUGUGCACUCCUGCUUUUCCACAGUUCUUUGUGCUGAUUGGUGCUGUGGCCGGCGCCUCCCGUUCCGCAGCCGCCUUGAUUCAGGCAUCAACCAGGAGUUGUUUCUUUGCUGGUUUUGCUGCUCAAAGAAAUUUUGCUGAGGUAAUUGCCAAAGGUGAAGUACAAGGAAUGGCAAGCAAGUUUAUCGGUAUCGGGCUUGGUAUAGGAUUGGGUAACUGCAUAGGAUCCUCCACGCCUCUUGUUCUUGCAUCCUUUGGUGUUGUGACUUGGAUUCACAUGUACUGCAAUCUGAAGUCAUACCAGUCAAUUCAAUUGAGGACUUUGAAUCCUUAUCGUGCAAGUUUGGUUUUCAGUGAAUAUCUACUGAGUGGCCAGGCACCUCCAGUUAAAGAGGUCAAUGAUGAGGAGCCAUUAUUUCCGGCUGUACCCAUAUUAAAUGCAACGUUUGCAAAUAAAGCAAAAUCAAAUGCAUUGUCAUCUGAAGCAAAGGAUGCGGCUGCAGAAAUUGAACGGCGUCUAGAACUUGGGUCCAAGCUUAGUGAAAUUGUCAGCAGCAAGGAUGACGCGCUCGCUCUGUUCACGCUUUAUAAAGAUGAGGGCUAUAUCUUGUCAGAACACAUGGGGAAAUUCUGUGUUGUUCUUAAGGAGAGCUGUUUGCCAUUGGAUAUGCUGAAGGCGUUGUUUCAGGUCAACUAUGUAUAUUGGUUAGAGAAGAAUGCGGGAAUUGUAGGAAGAGGAGUCGUUAAAGAUUCCAAACCUGGCGGGAAGCUGCACAUGUCCCUUGAUUAUGUAACACGGGAAUUCGACCUUGUCAGAAGUGAUGGGGAAUCAGUAGGUUGGACCACGGACGGCCUCAUUGCGAGGCCAUUACCAAAUAGAAUUCGUCUGGGCAACAUGGCACCCUCAGCGAGUAGCUGAUACUGUCAAGGUUUGGUGGUUUUCAUGCAUGGGCAGUUGAAUUGCCAUGAAGAAGCAUGGUGGAUGAAGAUGUGGGAGAGAUCAAAGUGGAUUAGCUGGUUCUUAUCAUCUUUGUCCAUUGUUGGUGAUCAGCACAUCAAUGGGUCCAAUGGUGUGGAGAGACAUAGAGCUAUAAAUGGUUGGAACCCUAAAACACCACACUGCAAAGAUAUCAAUUUGAAUGUGAAUGAUGGACUGACUUUUGAAAGGGUCAAACAAUGGCCAUGAAAGAGAUGUGUGCAUGUAAUUGUGAAGAGAAUUUGAUAUUCAAUACAUGUAGAUGUGGUUUGCUCAAAAUCUCAACACAAAUAGAAUUGAAUGUUUCUCAUAAACAGUGAUUUGAAAUUAAGUGCGAAAUUUGCCCCUCCAA
Arachis ipaensis is the source of this 1558-nucleotide messenger RNA. RefSeq names its product protein root UVB sensitive 1, chloroplastic. NCBI's taxonomy places the organism in Eukaryota, Viridiplantae, Streptophyta, Magnoliopsida, Fabales, Fabaceae. The record is from RefSeq and is a predicted model, not a curated record. Gene Ontology annotation, biological process: developmental process; response to UV-B. Gene Ontology annotation, cellular component: chloroplast envelope.